Messenger RNA from Equus quagga, 4133 nucleotides. It is a transcript of the gene MEI1, whose product is annotated as meiotic double-stranded break formation protein 1. The transcript has 31 exons. The record is from RefSeq and is a predicted model, not a curated record. Bases 1 to 3822 code for a protein of 1273 amino acids. Lineage: Eukaryota; Metazoa; Chordata; Mammalia; Perissodactyla; Equidae. Gene Ontology annotation, biological process: meiosis I.
AUGGCUGAGAGGGAGGCGACGGCAGGCCUUCCGCGGCUGAGGAGGGACGAAGAGGCGGCGCUGCUCUUCGAGAGGGCCCAUUACCGGCACGACCCGCGCUGGCUGCUGCCCGUGCCCCCACGCCUCUGCCUGGCCUGCGCGCUGGAGCUGCUGCCGGAGCCCGGCGUGUCGAUGGUGCGCAAGAAGCAUGUGCUGUCCUGCUUUCGAGAUGCCCUCGUGAGGCACGCCUCCCCGGUCGUGCAGCUGGUGGCUCAGGAUCAAAGAGUCUGUAUCCACUUCAUGAGCAUGCUUUUCGGACUGUUAUGCAAUGUGGAAGAUGGGAGUGUAACAGACCUCUGUAUUGAGGUCCUUAUCCAGCUAACAACUCAGCUGAAGUUAGAGCAGACCGUUCGUUGCUUGCUGGAUGAGUGCCACAAAGAGCUGUGCAACAUGCCCUCCAUGCGAGGCAGCCUGUCCACCUUGACCCUUCUCGGCAAGUUGGUGGAUGCCAUCCCUGCUCUGGCAGACAAGCUUGUAAUGGAGCAUGGUAACCUGAUGGAACAUCUCUUGAGAGGUUUAGUAUACCCUAAUGAAGGGGUGCAAGCUUCUGUCUGUUACCUCUAUGGGAAGCUGUACUCCUCACCAAUGGCAGCUGAGAUGCUUUCAGGCCAUUUCCGGGAGAAGCUGUGUCCUCUUUUCCUUUCCACCCUGGAUGGUGCCCAGACAAAGGAGCUACAGAUAAACUGCUUGGGUUUGCUGAGGCAGCUGCUGAAGUAUGAUCUCUUUGUGUCCAUGAUCAUGAAGAAGUCUGUGCUGGCAGAAAGUAAUGAGAGUGUUGAGGUGCCACUAGGAGAGACCUCACUGCCUUUGGUGCUCAAAAAGCUUCUCCUCUCUAGAGAUGAGACUCUGCAGGUAGCCAGUGCCCACUGUAUAACUGCGGUGCUGGUCCACUCCCCAGCGAAGCAUGCCUCAGCCUUCAUCCAUGCUGAUAUCCCAGAGUUCCUCUUUGAGCAUCUUUCCUCUUCCAACGAAGUGCUUGUCUGGUCCAGCUACAACUGCUUGAUACUCCUGGCAGAAGAGCCACUCUUCUUUUCCAAGUGCCACACGGUGUACGGGAUCGAGUCGGUGGUGAGGAGCCUACAGGGAAGCCUGAGGACGAACAACACAGAGCUGCACAAGCAGGGCCUGCUGCUCUUUGCUGAGAUCCUGACUCGGCAGCCAGAGGAGAUCAAGCUGUUCACAAGCUCAGCCAUCUGCAGAGAUGCUAACCGUGCUCUCCAAGUGGCAGUGAGCAGCCCAGUGCUGGAGGUGGCCACUGAGGCAGUGAAGGCCACUUCUGCCUUUCUGAGGAAGGACCAUCAGAGUGCUCUACCUGUGCAGUACAGGGAACUGCGGGCCUUACUUGAAGCCAUGCUGAGCCGGUGUGCAGAUUUUUCCCAGACUCCGCUGAACAGGAGGCUCCUGGGCCAUGCCUCCAGCAGAGAUUUGGAGAAGGGCAUUCUUCGAAGGGGAAAGUUCCUCCUGAGCACUCUGGAGGGAUUUAGAAAUGCCUGCAGGUUGGCUGUGGAAUUCCAGAAUGAGCCUUCAGCCCAGGAGAAUCCAUUCACAGCUCCCACUGCCGAGAAAGAAGACACCCUGGAGGACUUCUCAGAAUUUCUUCUCAGUGCUUGUGACUCCCUGUGUAUCCCCAUGGUGAUGAGGCACUCAGAGGAGGCCACUCACCCAGGCUUGAUGGAAGUUUUCCUGUCGAUUCUACACAGCCUGUUUGUCAUCGUUCCCCACAUGAAGGAGAAGUUCUCCAAGAAGCUCGCUGCCUCAUCCUUCAUACAACUAACCCUGGAGCUGAAGGCCAGGUUCUGCAGUGACCUGAGUCACUCAGCCCUAAACCAGGUGUGUUCCAGUUUCCUGUACUACCUGUCCAUCAACCUCCUCUCAGCUCCAGAGAAGACAGGACCACUGUCCCAAGAAGAACUCUCUGCAGUGUCUGAGCUCCUGCAGCACGGGCUGCCCCAGAUAAGCAGCAGGGGCGCUGAAAGCCUUGCCUUCCUGUCAGAUCAUCAGUAUGUGGAGCAAGCUGCUCGCCAGAGACAGUACUGCAUCCUGCUCCUCUUCUACCUGGCCUACAUCCAUGAGGACAGGUUUGUCUCAGAGGCAGAGUUAUUUGUGGCUGUGCAAAGCUUCCUCCUGUCUCUGCAGGACCAGGGUGAGCAGCCUCCACUGGUGGUCUUCAGAGCCUCCAUCUAUCUGCUUGCAGUUUGCCAAGAUAAAGACAGUGCACUAGAUGAGGCUGUGGUCAGUGCCAUCAGAAAAUUCCUAGAGGGCAUUCCGGACCUGCACCUAGUCUACGCCCACCACCCCCUCCUGCUCAGGUUCUUCCUGUUGUAUCCAGAGCUGAUGAGUAGGUUUGGGCACCGUGUCCUGGAACUUUGGUUCUCCUGGGAAGACAGCAGCUACGAGGAGCUGGAUGAUCUCCCCUCUGCUGGGCAGCCCACACUUCCUGCCAGCUUAGCAGCCCUGUUCCACAUACUCAGAAGCAGCCCCAGCAUCCUGCUUAUUUUGCUAGACCUCAUCUAUUCCAGCCCAGUGGACACAGCCCGCAAGGUACUGAUCAUCCUGAGGACUUUUUUGAGGAGGAAUGAGGAUGUCCAAGUGGGUGGUCUCAUCCGAGGUCACUUCCUGCUGAUCCUGCAGCAUCUGCUGGUGGAGCAUGGGGCCUCCCCCUCAGGAGCCUCAGGGAACCUGCCAUUGCUGCUGAGCCUCCUCUCCUUAGUGCAGCUGAGGAAUGAGUCAGAGCAAGAACUGGACAGCAUGGCCAUGAAGCUCCUUCACCAAGUGAGCAAGCUGUGUGGAAAAUGCAGCCCCACUGAUGUGGACGUCCUGCAGCCCUCCUUCAACUUCCUCUAUUGGAGCCUUCAUCAAACCACACCAGGCAGUCAGAAAAGAGCUGCUGCAGUGCUCCUGAGCAGCACGGCCCUGAUAAAGCUUCUGGAGAAGAUGCUUGCGCUCACCUGGGCCGAGGCAGGCUCUCCCGGGACAGCACUCCUUUGCUCUGCCUGGCUGCUUACUGCCUCCUUCUCUGCCCAGCAGCACGAUGGCAGUCUGCAGGUUCACCAGACACUGUCCGUGGAACUGGACCAAGUAUUGAAGGCCCUCAGCUUUCCCAAGAAAAAGGCUGCGCUGCUCUCAGCUGCCAUCUUAUGCUUCCUGCGGACAGCCCUGCAACAAAGCUUUUCCUCUGCCCUGGUGGCCCUGCUGCCCUCAGGGACCCAGCCACCACUAGCCCCUGAGGACACUGUCCUAGCUCCACUUGGAACAUCACAAGUGCUGUCCCUGGUCAUCGGACUGCAGAACCUCCUGGUGCAGAAGGACCCUCUGUUGUCCCAUGCCUGUGUUGGCUGCCUGGAGGCCUUGCUUGACUACCUGCAUGCCCGGAGCCCAGAUAUGGCACUCCAUGUGGCCUCCCAGCCUUGGAAUCGGUUUUUGCUGUUUACCCUCCUGGAUGCUGGAGAGAAUUCCUUCCUUAGACCUGAGAUCUUGAGGCUCAUGACUCUGUUUGUGCGGUUCCGGAGCAGGAGCGUCCUCUCUCAUGAAGAGGUGGGUCACGUUCUGCAAGGCGCAGCUUUGGCUGAUCUCUCUACUCUCUCGAACAUCACACUCCAGGCUCUGCGUGGCUUCUUUCUGCAGGUCCAGAGCAUGGGCCUCCUGGCUGAUCACUGCAUGGCCCAGACCCUGCAGGCCUCCUUGGAGGAUGUUUUCCCCAGGGCCUUCUCAGCACAGCCAUCCCUACAGGACAUGCUCUGCCUGGGAGGGGUGGCUGUAUCCCUGUCCCACAUCAGAGACUGACCCUCAGGACUUGAAGGCCCAGAAACAGAACUAAGACCUAGAGAAGACAAAGCCAGGGCACAAGAGAUGACAACUGCAGCCACUCAUCUGGAGCCAUUUACUCCAUUGUUGAAAUGGAAUCAGGAAAUAAAAGGAUGCACUCACCUGCUUGUGUGGGCUCUCCGAAAACAUUUGUCAGCUUACCUUGGCUCCUCCAUCCUCAGCCGGGAUGGACGGCCUCCUCAGGGAGAGAGGGCACGGAUUUGUUUGGGUAACACAUAAGGAGCACCAGAGCCAGCUGGUUGCCUCCGUCGUACCUAGAAAACCCCCGU